GGGUGUCAACAGGGAGAAAGAGAGCGGCGGCGCAGUUAGUCAGUGAGGGGCCGAGGUCCAUCCAGUCAGCCCAGUCACGCACCACCACAACCGCGUCUUCAGCCUGUCCGCCGCCCGCCGCUCACCGCCGCGAGCAUCCCCACCCACAUCGCUAGUCUGGCAGCACCCUACGUACUCUUCAUAUUGUGUGUGGCAUGCCUUCCGCGUUGCUAGUGUGAUGGUUAUAUAAGUGCAAUUUGUCAGGAGCGGCGAGGGCUCAGGUAAUCGUCACGCGAGUGCAGUUUUUAUUCUGCAGCCUUUUAUCUUCCCCUGGAUGCCUACGCACGGCGCACAGGUUGCACUGUUGCGGCUCCCGCCAUCUGCACGUCGCCGCAAGACAUCACGGGACAUGCCUGCAGUUUGGACGGCAGCGCUGGUGUGCCUCCUGGCAGGGAUGGCACCCCUGGCCCAAGCCAUCCAAGUCACAGUGGUGUGCGCCGACUUGGUGGGUGCAGGCGGGGUGGGCAUCCGUGUGUGGCCCAGCUUAAAGGCGUCACCAGAGAGGCACUCCAAGACCAUGCACUUCAGGCUGCUUCAGGUUAACUGGGAAGCCGAGAGGCUGCUGGAGGGAGACUGGGUAGGCCUGUUUGAGGAUGACCCGCGACCGCCGCACCUCAGGCCACCGCCCACACCGAUGCCACCCACCUCGCAUCGCGACUGGAGGGCGCCACAGCCAAUCUUCUGGGACACCCCGUUCGCAACUCAAGGCACUUUAACCACCAACUAUACGCAACCCCGCAUUGAGCUGAGUGUGCUGGCACGUGGUGGAUGUGUGGGUCCAUACGUGGGCUUCGUUAGGAACGGAGUGUGCGUGGCCGCGGAAUGUCUGGCAUCGCACCCAACCUGGCUCUAUGAUCACAGGGCGGUACUGGGGAACCGCUCACUAAGAUCAUUAGUGCUGCCUGGGACACACAACGCGGGCUCUUACUCCCUCGCGGAUGACAACGAUGUGGUGGCAUCUUGGGUGGUAUGUCAAGACGAAGACAUCCUCUCGCAGCUCCUUUACGGCAACCGGUAUCUUGACCUGCGCGUCGGCUACUACCCAGAAACUCGAGAGCUGCUGUGGAUUAAUCACGACCUGGUGCGCUGGCGACCCCUUCAAGAUGUCCUAGACGCCGUGCGGGGCUUUCUAGCACUAUCUCCUGAUCCAGUGAUUAUCGACAUCCACCGUACACCAGUUGGAUUUCAUCUCCCUGAAUCUCUGGAACUAAUGUUGUCCCUCAUGAACACGACAUUAGGGAGCCACUUCGUUCACAAUCGCCAUGGCCCACACGUCACGCUGGACGAUUUGUGGCAAAUGGGAAAACGUGUUGUCUUCACGUUUAUCGACCCCACUGUCUCUGACCACACGCCAUGGGUGUGGCCACCGGUGCCUCAGGCGUGGGCCAACGCUCAGCUGGUGGAUGAUCUUAGGACGUUCCUCGAUGCAGAGAUGAACAUGAGGUUUGAGUCUCCUCGCCUCUGGGCAGCGAUGGCUCACCUCACGCCAUCGCUCUGGGACCUACUAUUUCGAUCUCAUAUUGGUGUCCGUGGCUACACUGAUCGUGUGAAUUUCUCCAUCACUCGCUGGCUGCGGCAGCGGUGGGGGCACAUGGCUAACAUUGUGGCGUCAGACUUCUUCAUGGGCAAUAAUAUCAUUAACGUUGCAAUCAGAACCAAUCUUGCCCUGUCUAUGUGUCGUCCUUCUGACCCUUCACGGCACCCUUACACUCUGAGAUGGACCACUGAACUUGCACUGCGCUCUGGCUCUCCUUCCACCACCAUCCCACCAUUCGUCAGGAGAAUGUACUCUGGUGGAACCAUGUGGAGCACCACGGGUGUGCAUCAGAUCCACUAUCCCUUCAUCCCCAUUGACGCCAACAUCAGUAAAGUGUUCACUGCCAUUCCAAAUAGAAUUCCGUCAGAGGCUCCAGGAGUAACCUAUCAAGACAGCGGAGAUUCAUGGCACAAGAUAUUUCAUUACCCAACAGACGGCUCCACUCAGCCACCUGUGCCAAUCACGUCUCGUCCCCAUAGCCAACCCAUCAGUUCUACAACACCUCCAUCUGUGGCAGUAAAGUCCUCAUCCACAGCUAGUGUUGAGACCAUCAUGAUUAAUUGGGAUGACGUCGACAGUCAAGACUUCCUGGAUGAGGCUUUCUCAAGUGGAAUGAGUGAGAAUGCCCCUGUUAUUGCAUCCGAACUGCCAAGUUUAGGAGAAGGCAAUGUGCCUGUUCCAUUACCGCGCGAGCUUGCCAACAAUGAACUUGCGUAUGACGCGUUCAAUAACACUAACACCGUGCUUUCUACAAGCAAUAGAACCCCGAAUCAAAAUCAUACCGUCCUCUUGGACCAAAGACCACGUUUUGCGAUCGGCAGUGACAACUUAGAGAAUGAAUUUAUGUCAUCGCUUGGUAACAUUCAAAACAAUGAUGACUCCCUGUUACUCGUGAACAAUGAUACACUCAGUGACUCAUUGUCCGUCACAAACAACACAAACAGUAGUUCUUUUUCAACCAUUAUUAAUCCUACACAUGAUAAGUAUCACUUUAACACUACCCUUCAAAAUUCUGUGCAAAGCACUAACAAAAGCACAGAGGAUGACCGUUACUUACUAGUCAGUGAUGAUGUCAAAGAUACAAACAACUCGUCUUCUGUGCAGGACGAUGCCUUAAUGGUGUCCCCAACUGUCAGGAUGCUGUUCGAGCAAAGUCAAAGCGGGAUCGGCCGAUCAACAGGUAGCGGAGUUACUCGUGUGGUGUGGCACUCUGACAGCGCUGGGCCAGGCACUGAAUCCAUAAACGACAAAAGUGAAAGUGACCUUUUGGCUCUGCCUCGAUAUCAGACACCAGAACACUUAACAGAGCAACCUCGGCCAUCAGAGCCUUCAGCAAAAAUGGUUGGCGCUCCUACACUAACGAAGUAUUCUAGUGUUCCUCAAGUAAAAUCACAUACUGCAGUGAAAGAACAGGCUCGUGCUUCUACUGUUACAGUACGACCUAACACUCCUAUAUUAAGUUCCCAGUCUGCUGCAACAAUAAAAGUACAACCUACCACUUCUACAGUAAAAGUACAACCCGAUGAAUCCACAAUAACAACACCCAUGGGAGUGGUUGAUCUCACAGGGACGAAGUCAUCAUCUCAAGUUACCUAAGAGAUUAGUGAAUAUCCCUAUUUUUACGCUAAUAAGCAGAUAUUUGGUUAUCUGCUGCCUCUGUGAAUCGUCUUCCUUCUUGCUUACCCAUGAAUACUUGGAGGCCUCGUCUUAUAAAAGUGAGGAAAGCCACAAAUAUAUAGGAUUGUGUAAACAAUGGAAUAAUUCUUUAGACGUAUUUAAUUCUGGUUCUUGUGCGUUGAUCUUGCUGGAAGAUGGUGUUUUUGCUCUGUUAUCCUUUCUAUAUUUGGUGUUUUUUUUUUUUUUUUUUUACCAAUAUGGCCAUAUUCGCAAAUAUAUUUAAAAUUCGUAACAGUAUAUUUAUGAAAUGUUAAGCCACAGAGCAGGAGGUUGACGAUACAGAAUAUGUUAUGAUAACUUCUCGAGUUGGACGUUAACUAUCGUUAACUCUGCGUCACCAUCUUCCUUAUCUUUACUGAUCAGUGUGUGGUGCUUAGACCCGUGAUUAGUUAAUAUCUGGUUGAGUCCACCAGCCACGUCAACAGGAAUGGCCUUCAAAGACAGGUGUAUACGUACACAUGAUACAGCUAUCAGGAAGGUCACUAAUUAGAAUAAAAUUUCUUCAACAUGAGGAAACAUGCGUAAUCUUAUGUAGCUUAACAUCAAAGACGCUAGAAACACCUCGCCUGUUAACGUCUUCGUACAUGGUGAUGGAGAGGAGGUAAAAUACGGAGAAAGAAUCUAACAUGCACGUUAUGAUCCUAGACACACAGUCAAAGAUAUACAGUGUAGGCUCUAAAGAUGAACCGACAUGCUGAUGCUGAAGCUUGGAAUUUGACACCUAUAUUGUUCAGGUUAACUCAAUAGAAUAAUUCCUCUCUAAUGCAUUCACACACGCGUAGUUGGUGAUGGAUUAUAUAUUCUACUAUUCUUACUGGCGCUGAGUGAAAGAGGCGGCAGUUGUCCGGCCUGUUGCUUUGAAAACAAAUUAUAAAAUCGGAAGGAAAACAUAACAUGAAGUCCUUAAAUAAUUCAGUCAUUUAGACUUCGCCAGUCAAUGUUCCAUGUUACUCGUUACUGAAGCUUACAGGUACUUAAUGCCUCUCCAUCUAGUGGUUUGUCUCCUUUAGUCGGUUCUCGGAACGUCGCAUCUAACAGUACGUAUACACAAUUCUUCUGGCACGACAAAUCCGUAGUAUAGGUGAAGGGCAAUGGAUCUGAGUGUGCUUUACACAACAAAUCUUUAAAAUGCAUAAAAAGAUCGCCCUCAUUCUCGUUCAUUAAACAGGCUACACAAUAGUGUCACACGGUGAUCUGCAUUGUAGCUCGGGUUAUUAUUCAGGUUGGUUAGGUGUGUUUUUCAUUUCCAGCUCAGUAACGGAUGUUUGACAAUGCAAAGCCACAUAACAAAAUGAAAAUCCACGUUCAUUUACACAAUCACUGUGACACUUGACCACCGUCGAAAACUACAUACAAAAAAUCUCCUAAACAGAUCUAAGGCAAAUAUAAAGAAUAAAAAUGACACUGGUAUUCAUAAGAUUCAUAUGAUAAUUACCAUUUACGAAAUCCGUCCGAGUCUGUGGCAGUGUAGGAAGCCCUGACUUCGAGGUGAAUGAGAGAACAUAAUAUCCUUCUCUUAUGAAACCUCGACUUCCGAGGAUUGUGGUGUCAAAUGUGUAGAAUGGAAACAACCAGUACACGUGUUCCUUCAGAGGAGUUCGACCAGGUUCCUUACUCUCAACAUCAUGGUAGUAGUCCCAAGAAUUAACUACAGAUGUCAUUCAGUUCAGAGGCUUGGCUUUAAAGAGAUUAAAAUGAGGGAUCUGAUUUCACUACACGAUAUUAUAUAUAUAUAUAUAUAUAUAUAUAUAUAUAUAUAUAUAUAUAUAUAUAUAUAUAUAUAUAUAUAUAUAUAUAUAUAUAUAUAUAUAUAUAUAUAUAUAUAUAUAUACAAUUUGUUUAUUUUUACCACAGCUAUAAUAACUAAAUUGCCUUCGUUCGAGUGGUACAUACAUACAUAAUUAUAAUAUUAAUAAAACACACACACACACACACACACACACACACACACACACACACACUUUCUCUCCACCCAGACACAAGUAAAUGUACUCCACCCAGGCGUUCUCUGAACCCUGCCUGGCAUACUUAUUUACCGCUCAGAAUCGAUGGAGGAAAGUGGACAGAAGUGGAGAGAACUAGAGGGGGAGAGGAGGAGGAGGAGGAGGAGGAGGAGGAGGAGGAGGAGGAGGAGGAGGAGGAGGAGGAGGAGGAGGUGAACGUGAAGAAAGAAGGCAGACAUGAAAAGAGAAGGAAGAAUGAUGGGGGAGGCAAUGUAAAAGUUAAGAUUUACCAUGAGAGCUCUUAGAGGAGCCUCACCUGUUGACACACAGUCCAUAUGUUAAAGCAACAUUUAUUUUUUUAAUAGCUUGUCAUCUUCUGCAUAGCGGUGAAUGCGCUGAUGUAAGAUUGAUCUCCUUUCCUUCCGUACUUGAUACAAUGAGCCGCGGAAAACAUUGUAAGAAUUCUAGAAGUAAACAAAUAUGGCUGCAUUGAGAGCAUUAUUUUUCCUUCACGGAAUCCAUCAAGAAGACCUAGCCGGUGGAGAAAUUAAAAGUAAUGAUGUUUAGAAGCUGCCGGCUUUCACAACGCUACAAAUUUUUUUUACUAAAAAUACAAGAACUACCUAUCUUGUGUAUAUCUUAUCAAUGUGCCCUACUUACUUAUCUAACUUUCUACCUUCUUACAUAUCUACCUGCCUACACACACACACACACAC
Scylla paramamosain (green mud crab) is the source of this 5912-nucleotide messenger RNA. RefSeq lists its product as uncharacterized. Gene Ontology annotation, biological process: lipid metabolic process. The record is from RefSeq and is a predicted model, not a curated record. Bases 314 to 3172 code for a protein of 952 amino acids. Lineage: Eukaryota; Metazoa; Arthropoda; Malacostraca; Decapoda; Portunidae. Gene Ontology annotation, molecular function: phosphoric diester hydrolase activity. The transcript is spliced from 8 exons.